Messenger RNA from Centruroides sculpturatus (bark scorpion), 1798 nucleotides. RefSeq names its product papilin-like. The transcript is spliced from 3 exons. The coding region runs from base 314 to 949 and encodes 211 amino acids. The record is from RefSeq and is a predicted model, not a curated record. Gene Ontology annotation, biological process: homophilic cell-cell adhesion; axon guidance; dendrite self-avoidance. NCBI's taxonomy places the organism in Eukaryota, Metazoa, Arthropoda, Arachnida, Scorpiones, Buthidae. Gene Ontology annotation, molecular function: cell-cell adhesion mediator activity. Gene Ontology annotation, cellular component: axon; plasma membrane.
UUCUUCCGUGGUCUUUCCGUGUCGCGUGUACUCACGUGCGAAAAAUACCAAACAAAUGGAACGCGCGCCAUCUGUCGGUCGUAAAUGUAAACAGCUUCAGUAGGUUGGCCACGUGACAAUAGUCGCAAAUGGUGCCGACCAGGAUUGUUUUGUUAUAUCGAUUAAACUUUCUAAGUUUGCCUACCAUCUUAUGGCAAAUAAAGGAGCUCAAAAACGAAGGAUUCGGAUAGGAAAAAUAUAAAUUUUUGAAAGUUAGGAAUAUCGAAUAGUUUCGUACCCGAAUUACGAUGACGCCAUUCCUAAUACUUUACGCAUGGCGCCCCGCGUGCAGACGGAGGAGGAGGAGAAGACGGCCGAGCCGGGAUCGGAGGUGGUACUGGAGUGUGCGGCUAGCGGCGUUCCGGCUCCCCGCGUUUCUUGGACGAAAGACGGACGCCCGGUGGACGGGGCCGACGGCGUGAUCCGGGUGAGGGCCGACGGUUCCCUGCAUCUGUCUUCGGUGGCGGCGGCCGACGCCGGCAACUACUCGUGUCUGGCGGAAAAUCCGGCGGGUCGGGCCGGCCGAUGGGUGGUCCUCAGGGUGGCCGAGCCUCUGACGGUGGAAGUUCGCAGCGACAGAAGAAACUAUCGGCCGGGCGCCACCGUGCGGUUGGACUGCGCGGUGAAGGGCAGCCACCGGAACGGGGUGCGCUGGUAUUUCGGAAACAGCAGUGCGCCGGCGGAAAGCGACGAGAAAGUGCGAGUGUGGCCCAAUGGCACGCUGACGGUAGAGGAGGCGGAAAUUCGACACGGAGGAAGAUACGUGUGCCUGGUGGAGGGUGCCCGCGGCCCGGUCUCGGCUUCCUUGGAAAUACAAAUAUCCGGUAGGUUUUUUAAACUUUCGAUUACGGUUUGUAAGUUUUUAAAUUUAAAAGACACCGCGCGCCAGGGUCAAUUUCCUCGGCGCUAAUCGUAUUAAUACGGCGGCCGGUCGUAGUACCACGUUUUUCGUUUACCUGGACUCCCGGAACGGACGCUUUACCAGAAUUGGAGAAAGUGCGCGGUAAAGAAAAUUUGAUAUUUUUCGAAAUUGCGGUUUUAAUUUUCGACUCGUCGGUAGAAUUUUAUUAUCCCGGAAACAGUCGAUAAAAGCUAUUUCCGCGAUUACCUCGUGGCAAAUUUUCACCUUUCAUUUAUCCGGCGUUAAGACCUAAUGAUACCAAAGUCAUAAAAUUACAGUUCCGGACCAAGGAAAAAAUUUGCUGUUUUUUUUACCGGGUACCGUGGCCUAUUUCGUUACUCCGCGCCCCGAUAACAAUCCGCAGCCGACGUGCCGAGACUCGUUUUACAUUUAGGGAAUAAACGACCGAAGAUAGACAGGAGUCUUUUCUGCGCAAAACGUCAGCGGAUGGACAUCUUUCGAAAGCCGCCGCGCGGCAGAUGGGUUUUCCGCCCGUCCGAACCCUUGCCAAAGUAAUUUUAUAAAGACGCGGACCGAGUUUAUUAAUCCUCGCCGUGUUUUCCGUAAUUUGGAAGAGCAUUAAGUUACCGCCAGAGUCGAUAGUAAGUGCCACGAAUGUAAGAAAAUAAGUUAGCGCGCCUGCGGCCGCAUUUUCGGACUUCCGGCGUAGAACGUCGCCGUUUAGCCUCUUCGGACCCGACCGAAAUAAUUAUUUUGUCGGGCCGGUGGACCGCCUACAAAGGGGAAGAAAAUCGCGCCGAAGAACGAGACCGGAACGGCGUGGCGCGACAUUACGCUUCUUUAUUCGCUUUCCUCGCCCGCUCUAACUUAAAAUGUAACUUCGGGAAUAUCUGUUAA